Adelges cooleyi (spruce gall adelgid) is the source of this 594-nucleotide messenger RNA. RefSeq lists its product as uncharacterized. The transcript has 9 exons. The coding region runs from base 67 to 441 and encodes 124 amino acids. NCBI's taxonomy places the organism in Eukaryota, Metazoa, Arthropoda, Insecta, Hemiptera, Adelgidae. The record is from RefSeq and is a predicted model, not a curated record.
AUAUCGUAGAAUUCAUUGUCUAUCUCUAGAGUAUUUUUCAGAAAAACAAAAGUUCAUUGGUACAUUAUGCAAAAGUUCACUAUUUAUUUUAUUGUUUUCAUUAUCAUGGAAACAUCAUUGGGCACACAGGGUCGACCAUAUCCAACUGGCGACGAGGAAUCACUAAAACAAGAAGAUUUGACGGAGUCACAAAAGAAUCUGGCUAGUGACGAGGAAUUACUAAAACAAGAAGAUUUGACGGAGCCACAGAGGAAUCUGGUUACAGCCCGGGAUGUACCAAUAGAAGGAGAUUCGAUGGAGUCACAAAAGAACCUAGCUGUCGAGAAAAAGCGUUCUACAGGCUGUAUGUCUUCAAUAAAAAAACAUGCUUGUAAAGUAGCCGGAGGUCUUUUGUGUGCAGUGUGUUUUCAACGAGUCCAUAAAAACCACCCUGAGAUCUAAUAAAAAUACAAAGCAUGAUUAAUUUAAAAAAAUUUUUAUAACAUAGAAAGUAUCCAAUGAGAACAAUCUAAUUUUCAGAAAUAUAUAGUUAAAAAUACAGAUUUUAAAUAAAUAUAAAUGUACAAAAUUAAAUUCUGUACACUAUUACUAAAC